Molecule: messenger RNA, 1467 nt
Organism: Aspergillus chevalieri
Lineage: Eukaryota; Fungi; Ascomycota; Eurotiomycetes; Eurotiales; Aspergillaceae
Gene: afeA
Product: adenylate-forming enzyme AfeA
Exons: 2
Coding region: 1-1467 (488 amino acids)
Biological process (GO): secondary metabolic process
Molecular function (GO): CoA-ligase activity
Source: RefSeq, a predicted model, not a curated record
AUGGGCUCGAACCCGCGGAGCCAGCCCGCCGAAUUGGAGCAUCUUCUGGAGCUUUCCGACCCGAAGCUGAUCAUUACUUCUCCCGAUGCGCUCGAUACUGUUCUCCGAGUUUCUGGCGGUCGGGGCAUGCUCCCUAGCCAGGUCUGCUUACUCGACACGUCCGCACCCCAGUAUGUCACGCAGCUGCUCCAAUCGGGGUCGCUGGCUUACCCCGGCGCGAUCGAGUCGCUGCUGCCCGAGCAAGGAUACCACCGGAAUUUCGCGCAUCUGCUGGGCUACGGCGAAAACGACUGGGUGACCUUCAACGACGAAGCGAUCGCAAAAUCCACCCCGGCUGCACUGUACUCGACCAGCGGCACAGGAGGCCUGCCCAAGGCCGCGAUUUUGUCUCAUCACGCGAUCGUCUCGCAGCACCUUGCUAUUGCAUACGAUGUGCCCUACAGUGUCACACGGCUGCUGUCAUUGCCGUUUUUCCACCUCUUCGGAUCCCUGUGGGCGCAUGUUUUCACCGUCCGAUACGGUCAGCCGUUGUUUGUCCUGCCGCGCUUUGAACUGACUCAAUUCGUGGCUGCCGUGCAUCAGUACCAGAUCACUGAGACAUACAUGGUCCCCGCCAUGGUUCACGUGUUCAACCAGAGUGCCUUGCCGCUGUCUCAUCUGCUAUCUUCGCUUCGUUACGUGGGUGUCGCGGGCGCUCCGAUCGAUGCUGCAUCUAUGCAACUCUUCCAGUCGCAGCUGCACCCCUACGCUACUGCCGGUCAGCUCUGGGGUAUGACCGAGGCGGGUGUUGUCUUCCAGUGCCGCUACGGCGACCGCGAGGAUCACGGAAGCAUCGGACCUCAACUGCCAGGGUACGACGUGCGUCUGCUCGGUGCUGACGGUACUCCUGUGACUGGGGAGCAGCAGGAGGGCGAGUUAUUUGUGCGAGGCCCCGGUGUGCUUACGUGCUACAAGGGCCGCAACGACGCUAAGGAUGCAAAUGGGUGGUUCCGAACUGGUGAUAUCGCGUUUAUCAAGAACGGACGGUUCUACAUCAGAGGACGUACUAAGGAGUUGAUCAAGGUCCGAGGAUGGCAAGUGGCCCCCGCCGAACUCGAAGCUGUCCUCCUGAAACACCCCGCCAUCGAAGACGCCGCUGUGAUUGGCGUCACCAACAAAGACGGCAGCGAAGUCCCCCGCGCCUUCGUCGUCCGCUCCAAGGACCCCAACAUCCAUCACCCGAACGAGGAAGAAGUGUACAAGUUCUCGCGCAAGCAGCUUGCUAGCUACAAGGCUUUAGACGGCGGCGUCGUCUUCGUCGAGGACAUCCCUCGCACGGCGAGCGGAAAGAUCCAGCGCUUCAAGCUGGCCAAGAUGAACGAGUACCGGAGGUUGGUGUCCUUGUAUAUUGACGCGAAGAAGGCGGAGCUGAUUGCUCUUCAGCCGAUGGGGGUCGUCCCUGCUGCUGCGGGGGGCGUUGCCGUUUAG